Messenger RNA from Stylophora pistillata, 3399 nucleotides. RefSeq lists its product as uncharacterized. The record is from RefSeq and is a predicted model, not a curated record. Lineage: Eukaryota; Metazoa; Cnidaria; Anthozoa; Scleractinia; Pocilloporidae.
CACCGAUUGAUAACCUCUUCUAUUUUCUCUGUCCGAUUUUUUUCGUUAGUCCCCCUAAUCUAUUGCUUUGAAAUCCUGAACCGUAUCUCAGGGAAUUGACUGUUUCAAAUUUUCCAUCGCACGCAAUAUUGAUAGACAUUAUUAUGAAUAGUCCUCCGGAGAACUUAUUAGUUAUUAAGACUUCAUCGACGGGCCUAUAUAAUGACCUUAAUGCAAGCCGAUUUCAGAGCUUUGGUUUUCAAAUUUGCCUGGAGAUUACACUUCAGUUUAUCUUGCCUUACGAGUGGUGCACUUAUGGCCGAAUCGUAAGAAAACAGGGCUAAUCAAGUCAGAGAAACGAGUAACCAUGAAAUUCUAAAACAAAAAAUGAAUUCACCGCAGAAGUACAGAAAGUUGGAAUGUUUUGGUACAGUUGGUGACGUAACUGAAGUCGAGUGGGUGUGUGUAUCAUCUAAAUCAUUCAACCGGCUAAAAACACAGAUUGCUUUUCGAUAAAAUGUUUCCAAAACAAAGGUGUCAGCUCCUAGCCAGGCGCCUACAGGGCGAGAAAUAAAGACUUCCCGGGUACCUGUCGCUAUCCGGGUACAUGAAUUAAUUUCUCAUUUCAAAUAAAAAAGUGCUUGACGUCGGGUACAAAUUUGUAAAGCCUUCUUACAAAAUAAAUAGACCUUGAAAUUGGCCGUCUUUCGACACUGGUGGAGGUCAACUUUAAGUUAAAAGGUUAUUUGUAUCGCAUCAAUUCUUACUUCGAGGAGAGCUUUUACGGCGUAGACAAAGCUGUUUAUUUCUCGGCGCUAACUCACUAAAAACAAUUUUUAAUGAAGUUUCUCGCGAAUGACUACCGCUUUUCAAAUUUGCUUCAAAUGUGUGUCGACAACGUAGAAUCAAUUAGCUUCGACUGAGCCUCGCCAGGUGGUGUUUUUAGAAAUUAUUCCACCAUCAAACACCCGACAAUUAGUUCAGUCCUAGAUAGCAACAAAAUCGAUUUAUAUGCAGAUUUGGUUGAAAGUAAAAGUGUUUGUCUAAAAUAAUCGAGACUUAGUUGUACUGUGUUUAUCGAAGUCGUUCACAGAUCGCUGAUUUUUUGAAGUCAGCUAAGCGUUUUUUUUAAACUGAUCCGUUCUGUGUUAUUCUCGGCUGUUGAAAAGCAGUAUAAAGGAAGUUUUUUUGACGUUCAAGAAGUGACAAGCUACUAAUGCGAAGUUGUGGUCAUAAAAGUGCGCACGCAGGGUUUCCGGAUUAUCGAUCGACUAUAAAAUGUCUUGAUCAAGGAUCACUGGCGCGGCUUGAGUUCUACCGCCGUGAAAUGCGCUUUGAAUUUAAAUAAGAUUCGUAAAUUGGAGCUUGUAAAUCAAACGGUAAGUUAUGGAAAAGUCCUCGUCGAAGAACUCUAAGGAACACCUCUUCGACAUCUCGGACGAUCAGCGGCAGUUUCUGGAGGAAAAAGCGGAAAUCGUUCGAAGAUUUCUCCACGACAGAGAAUUAGUCGAGCGCGCCCACGAAGAUGAGAAAAACGAAAUGCGUUUUGCGUUUGAGGCUGAGAAGGAGAACAUGAAAAAGGCCUUUGAAUGCGAGAAGGAAGAAAUGAGACAGGCAUUCUUGAAAGAGAAAGAUAAUAUUCGCCUGGAAUUCCAGGAGGCGAAACAUGUUUUGAAACUGUCGUUUGACGACGAGAAAUCAGCGUUGAUGGAUUCAUGGGAUCGCGAGAGGGAAAAUCUCCUGGAAAAUUUUGAGAGAGAGAAAAAGGAAUUGAAGAAAAGUUUCGAAAAAAGUUUGAAGGACAAAGAGGAGGGCUUCAGGGCUGAAAAGACAGAAAUGGAGGCGACAAUACGUAAAGAACUCGAACGAAUCGAGGACGUUGAAAAGGAAUUAAAGCGAACUUUGUGUCAGGGCUUAGGCGAUCUGGAAAAUAUUUACUUGGAGGAAAACGCAUUUUUGGAGACAGUGUACAACCAUGAGCAGCCUGAGGUAGACAUGCACUUCAAAUCGCUCUUAGAUGCAGAGUUAAGCGUGGACAGAGAGGACUUGUUAAAAUCAUUGAACCAAGAAAAGAACAGGAUGCAUUCGCACUACGCUAAUAAACACAAACAAGUCGAGCACCAGUUCGCAUCGGAAAUCAUUGACAUGGAAAAGCGAUUCAAACAGCAGAAAAACGAUUUAAUGAAUAUCUUUAAGAGGGAAAAGUCUGACAUGGAGGAACACUUUCGAAAAGAGAAAGACGAUAUCAGGCGUAAAUUUGACGUGGAUUUCCGGCGCAUUUUACAACAAGAGAGACUGAAAUUUGAGUCCGAAAUUCAAGGUUACGAACACGACAUCUCUGUCUUGAGAUAUCAGAAGGAACAGCUUGAAAAAUGUUACGAGCUGGAAAUACAAACUUUGCAGCUGAAAUUCGAACGAGACAAACUUGAAAUAGAGAAUAAGUGCACCAACGAAAAAAAGGAUCUGAAGAGAGUUCUGAAAGGACAAUACCAGAGAAAACUGAGCGACGAUAAAGUUCGACUAGAAUGGUUGCUGGACCAGUUCCAUCUUGGGAGAGGAGCCAGCAGUGAAAAUCUUGAAACUUCCCUGAGCUUAAGCUCUGUUUAUUCGGAUUAAAUGCACUUCAUAUAUAUGGGAAAUUAAAUCUUAGCGAGCUUUAACCGGGUGAAGUAUUUAAAAAGAUUUUGUCGCGGCGGAAAUUUUUUUAAAAAUUGCAUGUAAGGGAAGGAUAAGGUAAUUUCACAAAAUUUGCAAGAUGAUCAUAAAAUCUUUACUGUUGCACCACUGUUAUCAGUUUAAGUAAGAUUGAAUUACCUCGAUUUUCUCUUUUAUUCAACAUACACAGUUGAUACCCAAUUUUGUAUGUAAAAUAAAAAAUAAAAAAAUUUGGAGAAAAAUCAGUAUGAAAUAUAAAUGUAACAGCCUUGGAGGUUGCGGGAAAACAAAAGAGAUUAUUCUAGUCACGUUAAACAGUAAAGAAGCAAUUAAUUUUUUAUGGCUUUCGUAUGGAAUGUGUCUAAAGAGAACCACAAACUAUCAACAGAGAUUAUUUGGGUUUUAAAAGAUGUAAAAUGCAAAUCAUAUGGUAAGUUUGAAGUUCUGUGUAAUAUUGCUGGAUUGAAGGAGGCAAAACGAAUAAUAUAUGAAAAAUAUAUAUCACCAGAGAAUUAGUACAAUAGUCAUCUAUUAAAUAUGUCUACUAAUGAUACUUCUUUAUCGGAUUUGUUUUUUUAGCUCGUAUUCGUCAGCCUGAUUCCGCUGGGAAGAAAACAGACAUACCACUUGUCCAUCGCGUGACAGUUUCCGUCUGAACGAUUUAUGAAAACAUUACCCCUUAGAGUGAUUAGCAUCAAAUUUCUCCAAAUAGUGUCAUCUUGAAACAAACUUUUAGGUCUUGGGAAUAAAGGAACUGGUCGUCAA